ACCCUCUUCUUCUCCACCUUGUAUAUCAUCCCUUUUGUGACAACAAAACCACUGAUCAUCAUCAUCUCCACCUUUAUUCCCUUUCCUCCUGCAAGUCACAGUGCUGUACAGCAAUAUUUACCAGGUUUCUGCCUCCUGAAUUAACCCAAAUAUAUUGACAUCACAAGUCUUAGCUGGCUCUGCUCAUCUUUCUCUCCACCCAACACACUCAACUCUGUGAUUUCCAAACCUUCAUUGAGACACACCAAGCCACAGACAGGCCACUGUCACACUAUGCAGCUAUAUAACUCUAUGCAUCUCCCCAGUGAGCCUCACCCAUGCCAAGUUCAAGCCCCUCUAGAAUUUGGUCUCAAGGCCUUAAAUCUUGACCCCCAAAAAAACACUCCUCACAAAAACUGCUCCAUGAUGCUGUCUGAUCUUCUCUCUCCAACUUCUUCAUCUCUCUUGUCUGGAGACUAUAUUGGAAUGGAGAGCUCUGUGGAUGUGCAGAAAGACUGUGAGGAGGACCAGGUGGUGCAAAAUGAUGAUGAGGAGGAGGAGGAGGGUCAAGGUGGUAAUUUCAGGCAGAGGCUGAUGGGUAGGAGGGAGCAAAAAUGGGCAAUGAGGAACAAGGAGUUUCCUCCUCCUAUACCUUUGUUGGCUCGCACUGAGAACUUGCCUUCUCAUAUGCCUUGGGUGUUGAAAAGGCAUUAUACAAGUGAUGGGAGGUUGAUUUUGACUGAGGAGAAGGUUAGGCACCAUGAGUACUUCAGGGCUCAUAGGUCUAAUGGCAGGCUCACUUUGCAGCUUGUGCCUUUGGAUGAUGAAGUUUUGAUUGCCCCAGUUGCUUGUGAUGAGGGAAAUAAAGAUGGGAAUGGGAAUGAUAAUGAGUAUGAUGAUCAGGACCCACAAUGUGAUGAUCAUGGUGAUGAUGAUGAUGAAGAAAAUGAUGAGGAUAUUGAUGGUGAUGAUGAUGAUGAUCAUGUGGUUGAAGAUCAAUCAAUAAGUGGGAAUAUUGGCGGAUCAGCAGCAGGGAAGUGCUUCAAUUUCAACAGUGUGGGAACAGGAUCACCUUGCAUCUUUGGAGUGCCAGUGCCGGCCAUCAGGCAGGUUCACAGUUAAAAUUUGUUUGAUGGAGAAUGCCACACAAAAUUUAUGUCAAAUUCCACUCCAUCACUUGAAAAUUUUAUUUUGUAGGUCAUGUGGCUCAUCUGUCCAUGCUUCUUCUUGUUCUUCUUCUAUGUUGUUAGGUUUGUUAGUUGUGUCCCUUCAAAUUCCAUGUGGGCUAUUCAUGAGGAUUCAGAUUUCUUUUGUAUAGGUUUUGCAGCACUGUGGAGGAAAUUUUAUUUUAUUUUUUUCAUUUCUUCAAA
Molecule: messenger RNA, 1349 nt
Organism: Prunus mume (Japanese apricot)
Lineage: Eukaryota; Viridiplantae; Streptophyta; Magnoliopsida; Rosales; Rosaceae
Source: RefSeq, a predicted model, not a curated record